Cloeon dipterum is the source of this 1189-nucleotide messenger RNA. RefSeq lists its product as uncharacterized. The record is from RefSeq and is a predicted model, not a curated record. NCBI's taxonomy places the organism in Eukaryota, Metazoa, Arthropoda, Insecta, Ephemeroptera, Baetidae. Gene Ontology annotation, molecular function: acyltransferase activity, transferring groups other than amino-acyl groups. Bases 137 to 1021 code for a protein of 294 amino acids. The transcript has 4 exons.
GUUUUUUCCAUCGGUCAGCCGAUAUUCAGAGCGAAAAUCAUACUCCCUGCACGUUAUAUUAGUCUCCAUUGGUGGCAAAAAGUGAAUUGCUCCGGACGACUCUCUUCACUUCCUUGUUUGCAGCCGACAGAGCAAGAUGACAGCGGACACUGGGGAUGAUCUGAAGCCUCUGUGCGAGAACCAAGUGCAGCUUCUACUCAAAAUGCUGGAAAACGACUUUCCCAGCUCUAUUUUCGUAUACAAUUGGAUUAAAAAACAAAUGGAAUGGGCUUCAAAGCUGAAAUCCAUGAAGGUGUUGAUUCUUUGCCCUGACGGCGACUGGACUGACGGGACUGUUAUUGGGAUCACCUAUGGACUUGCCGAGGGCAAAGAAUACGCUGUAAUGUACUCUCCAGAAAAAGACUGCGGGAAACUGAAAAAGGCUUUGAUGAAAACCAAACACAUUCGCUGGGAAUCGCUGCGCCAAUUUUGCGGUGUGCUUGACAAACACGUUCCAUUGUGCAUGGAAGUGCUCAGUGCGAAGGGAUUUCAGAGCUCUGACAAAAUCAGAUUGAACUGCAACAUGCACUACGUUCCAAAAUACGAAUUUUCCGCCAGUCUGGAUUUGCCAACCAUCCCUUAUGACGUGCGAAUUGGAUCGCUUGACCUGCGCCACUUGGACUACGUCUGCGAGAACUGGCCCCUGUACACGCCCGAUUAUCGUCCAGUCGUGGCCGCGAUGCUCGAGCUGAACCCCUCGGUGGGCAUUUUUGUGCGCAACGAUGACGGCGAAGAGGAGCUGGCCUCGAUGGUUUUGCAGUCAGAGUACGGCGGCCUGGGCCUGCUGCAGACCAUCCCUAAAUACCGCGAGCGAGGAUACGCAGCCUUGGCGGUCGCCUACCUCACCGAAAUCAUGGGCAGACUGGGAUACAGGACACACGGCCACACGAAAAUGGGAAACCUCAGGGCACAGCACCUCUUCGAGCGGUCUGGGUUCAAAAUUGCUGACCAGACCAAUUGGAUUACGCUCAAGAAUCUCUAGCGAUAAUUUUGCUAUUUAAUUCAUGGACAAUUUGUAUUUAUUUACUUUUCUCUUUUGUAAAUAUUUUUGCAACUCGUCACACAACCUACGCUGUCUAAUUGUAAGAUGACUCUUUUAUACAUGGCUUCACUUUUUGUAAAUAAAUUUAGUACGUACAUAAACUUAAAA